Messenger RNA from Bipolaris sorokiniana ND90Pr, 1813 nucleotides. RefSeq lists its product as uncharacterized. Bases 98 to 1564 code for a protein of 488 amino acids. Gene Ontology annotation, cellular component: membrane. Gene Ontology annotation, biological process: monosaccharide transmembrane transport. Gene Ontology annotation, molecular function: hexose transmembrane transporter activity. The transcript is spliced from 3 exons. Lineage: Eukaryota; Fungi; Ascomycota; Dothideomycetes; Pleosporales; Pleosporaceae. The record is from RefSeq and is a predicted model, not a curated record.
AUAAGCUUCGCCCGCUGCAACGGGCACGUCCCCAGGUGCCAGACACAGCUUGGAGCUGCAACCACCACCCGACUCUCCUCCAUCAGCAGAGCCUGCAAUGGAUCCCCGUUCGUGGUUCAGCAGCUUGACCGGCUACUUUGUCUACAUCCUCUCCGUCGCGACUCUCGGCCCCCUGCUCUUCGGCUUCCACCUGUCUGAGCUCAACGCACCCGAAGAUGUUAUCCGUUGCAAGAAAAAUUCUAUUACAGCUGCCGUCGCAGGUCCGAGCCUUCCACAAUGCAUUGAGAUGACACCGACGGAAUGGGGCGUCGUGGGUUCGCUAUACACGCUCGGAGGCCUCAUAGGCGCCCUUUCGGCCGGUCCGCUCGCGACAAGGCUCGGCCGCCUGAGAGCUAUGCAGAUAUCGACAAUCUUCUUCGUGGUUGGCCCCGUCUUUGAGGCCCUGAGCCCAAACAUUGCCGUCAUGGCUUUUGGAAGGCUGUUGUCAGGAGUCGCGGCGGGAGCAUCUGUCGUGAUUGUGCCCCUCUACAUCUCAGAGAUUGCUCCUCCUGCUGAGAAGGGCUUCUUUGGCGCCUUUACACAGAUUGGCUGCAACGUUGGCAUUCUCAUCACGCAGCUGUUGGGUUACUUCUUGAGCCACGACUCAUAUUGGAGGCUUAUUCUGGCCAUUGGAGGCGUCAUUGGCGCUGUGCAAGGCGCGGGAUUGCUCUUGUCCGUUGAGAGCCCGAAGUACAUUGCUGAACAGGGCAAUGUGUCUCUUGCAAAGAAGACUCUACGCAAGAUUCGUGGCGAACAUGCAGACAUUGAGGAUGAGAUGCGCGACUGGGGAAUGUCAGAUUCGCCCCAUGUCAACGAGGAGGAGCAAACGCUACUAAGCCCUAAUGCGUCAGCCGACGCCGGGCCGGAGCAGUCUGGCAAAGAAGGAAAUUUGAGCAUCAUGCAGGUCUUCCGCCAUUCCGACUAUCAAAAAGCCGCCAUCGCCGUCAUCAUGGUGAUGUUGGCUCAGCAGUUCAGUGGUAUCAACAGCAUCGUCAUGUAUGGAGUCUCGCUGCUAGCAGGUCUGCUCGAAUCCAACUCGGCCCUGCUCAAUCUUGCCGUCUCGGCGUUGAACAUUAUCGUGACAGCUAGCUGUGCGCCCCUUGCCGACAAGCUAGGUCGCAAAGUGUGCCUGCUGAGCUCUCUUGCGAUUAUGGGAUCCAGCUCGCUUCUGCUUGCUAUUGGUAUCAUCAAGGCGAUUCCCGUACUCUCAGCCAUUGCAGUUCUACUCUUCGUAUCCGGCUUCGCUGUUGGUCUUGGCCCUGUACCAUUUAUAUUGGCGAGUGAACUCGUGGGUCCGGAUGCGGUUGAUGCGACACAGAGCAUCGCGCUCGGGGCUAACUGGAUUGCCACAUUUGUUGUGGCCCAAUUCUUCCCGCUAGCGAGCGCGAAGCUGCACGGCAAAGUUUAUUUCAUCUUUGCGGCGCUAUCGGCUUUCUUCUUUGCCUUUGUCUCAUGGUAUGUUCCAGAGACCAAGGGCAAGAAGAAUGCCGACGAGGUGUGGGGCAGAGAGCGCAGAGUGGACUAAAAGCAUAGCACGGCAUAGGAAGUAAACAGGCAUUUUGUGAGUUAUAUUCUUUUCUGGGAUGGAUCAGAUGUUGCCGGGUGACAUGGUAGAUUGAUGGAUGCAUGUACUAUAUAGCACAUGUAUGUAAGCAUAGUACAAUUAGCAUGAGUCCAAGUUGAAGAAUCGGGGCCAUGCCCAUUAGGGCGUAUGUGCAAUACUCUGCUAACGUCCGUCCCUGUGGGUCGAAUAUCCCUGCGCAACGAACCACCA